Molecule: messenger RNA, 705 nt
Organism: Sparassis crispa
Lineage: Eukaryota; Fungi; Basidiomycota; Agaricomycetes; Polyporales; Sparassidaceae
Product: C-8 sterol isomerase
Exons: 3
Coding region: 1-705 (234 amino acids)
Biological process (GO): ergosterol biosynthetic process
Cellular component (GO): endoplasmic reticulum
Source: RefSeq, a predicted model, not a curated record
AUGGGGAGCUCAAAGUCACGCCGGGAGCAGGUUAACGACUCGAUGACGAAGUGGACUCUGCGUGCGGCAUUUCUUGGCACACUAAUUCUGCUUUUUGGUUUCCUGGACGGUAUCAAGGACCGUUGGUAUGUCCUCACGCCGGAGAGUCUGCACGAGCUCGCACAAGCUGCGAUCGCACAUGCACCUGCCCCUGAUGACACGGUCUCCAUGAUCAACUACAUCGUCUCAAACCUCACAGCGACGUACCCACCGUCGACCAUCGCAAUCAACACAGACAGCUCCGAGUGGGUGCUGAGCAACGCGGGCGGCGCGAUGGGCGCGAUGUACGUCAUUCACGCGAGUAUCACGGAGUACCUUAUCGUGUUCGGAACGCCCCUCGGCACGGAGGGACACACGGGUAUGCAUACUGCGGACGACUACUUCAACAUCCUCGUCGGCGAGCAGUGGGCGUUUAACCCGCCAAACUUGACAAUGGAGAGGUACGGCCCGGGAAGCGUGCAUCAUCUGCCCAGAGGGCAUGUGAAACAGUAUAAAAUGCACGAAGGGUGCUUCGCACUGGAGUAUGCUAGAGGCUGGAUCCCGUUGAUGCUGCCGUUCGGUGUGAUGGACAUUCUCUCGUCCACGUUGGACUUUUCGUCGCUGUACCACACCUUCAGGAUCUCAGCACGAGAAAUGUUUAGGAAUAUACUCGUAGGGAAGAUUUAG